Petromyzon marinus (sea lamprey) is the source of this 2427-nucleotide messenger RNA. Lineage: Eukaryota; Metazoa; Chordata; Hyperoartia; Petromyzontiformes; Petromyzontidae. The record is from RefSeq and is a predicted model, not a curated record.
CCCACCGCCGGAAGAAACACUCAUGUCAAACGAGCCAGGGUUAUGAAACAAUAACGUCAAAUCAACCAAAAUCAGAUACCUAGAAAAUCAGCAAUGCUGCUUGACUCAAGACUCUACAUACCAGACAACCAGGAUUUUUCUAAAUCUUGGCUGCAACCACUCGAACCGCUUAGGUAUCAACCUCCCGCAAUCUUCAAAACGUGCCCACAAGAGCCACAUUGACACCUUCUGUAUCUCAACACUACGCCCUCAGCCAGUGAUGGGGCUGAUUCAUGUAAGUAUCCUUUGGCCUCAUCCUCUGAAGGACCUGGUCCCUUCCAACUACCAAACAAUUGAUGAAUGUGUUGAGUUUUGUACGAAACAACAAGGCCCAUGAGUCUGGGGAUGAGUGUUUGUGUUAAGGCGGUGAAAUCAUCAUCUUCCUACACUGAUAUCGCAAUGACUAUCGACGAUGAGAAUGACGAUGGUAGCCACUGCUGCUGUGCCGAAUGGCAAUGAUUGCUGUGGUGAUGUUGCUACGGAGUUAUCUCGCAAAACGAUCUCGCAAAACACACACAAAUAAUAAACCUACACGGCAUAAUCAGCUAAUCUCUGAGCGCACAUUGCUCUUGUGGCCGAAUUGGUGAUUAACAGGAGCGCAUUUCAAUGCACUCCCACCGCAGCCAGGUUUUCCUUCCUAUAUAUAGACAGUGAGGCUCCGCACUCCAUUCUCCACUCGCUCCAUCUCCUCUUUGGUGGGCCGACACUCCCCACGUCUCUUCCGUACUCCUCAUAAUCGUCUCUCCAGGUCGCCGUGAUGGAGGUCACUCCUCGCCUGCUCAUUCUCCUCACCUGCCUGUUCGCCCUCUUGCUCACCCCAGGCCAUGCUUUGAAAUGUCAUGAGUGUAAUGGCGUCGAUCAAUGCAAGAAUUCGAAACCAAUGGAGUGUCCAGCUGACAAGGCCAUCCACUGCAUCACGGAUUUCAACGGAACCAGUGUAGCAAUCUCCAAAGGCUGUGAAACGUUCUGCCCCGAGGGAGUCUUCUGCUGCAGCAGAGAAGAAUGCAACAAGCGCUCCACUUUGCUCGAGUGCUUCAAUUGCACCGACCUCGCCUGCACUAAAAUGACGACAAAAUUGUGCAGCAAAGGUGGCCAUUAUUGCUAUUCGAGCCAAGUCGACGGGGAUCGCGUGUCCAGAGGCUGCAGAAAAGAAUGUCCAGAAGGUGUCAAUGUCACCUGCUGCCAGAAGGACCGCUGCAACAUCGAACCUGGCAAUAAGACAAGCGGCAACGGCGCAUCUGACAACCAAGCGAGCGGCAAUAGUCAACCUAGCAAGAGUCCAACUACCAACAAAGCAAGCGGCAAUGGCGCGCCUGGCAAAGGAGAUGGCAACAGCGCACCUGGCAUGUCGGCUUGCCUCCUGCAAGGCCUCGGGCUAUUUUCCAUGGCCACUAUGAUGCGCCUGCUUCAAGACUAAAAUGGCGCCCCUAGCAUGGCGGCCAUGACAGUGAUAGCAGACGCACGUGUAACGGAGCAUUAUUAUUGUACAACACACACAGAUCUUUUGUUUAGGCUUUUAGACUGUUAGGGCAGUUGCCUUUCUUGUGAUAAUACACAGGCAUGUGUAGGAUUUACAUAUAGGCUUUAUAUACUGUAUAUUCACGAGGUCUGUUUUCAUUGUUUGUAAGCCUCAACUCGAAGACAUGAUAGGAGCUCAAAUUGAGAACGUGUUUGGACAUAAUCUCCUCUUAGCCGACCGUGCUAAUCACCAACCGCACCAAUCAGCGUGGAGAGCCAUCCUCGAAUGCCUCGUUCAUUGGCCCCAUCUCGUUUGGAUUGUUUUCCUUUUCUUUCUGCAUAAUGUAUGUCGGUGGUUUCUUCGCCGCCAUUAAUGUGUCCAUUAGCAUAUUAUUUGCAUUGUAUUUUUAUACACGUUAAGUACUAUAAUUGGUGAUCACGCGCACUCUUACCUGACUGUUAUACCCAUCACAGUGCUCACCGUGUGACGGUGCACUGUGGGUCAAGUAAAAUUCCCGCAUUUUACGUCGUUAUUAUCUUUUAAAGUGAACAUCUGACUCGUCAAGUUAUAAUCAUGACACAAUGUACAGCCGUUUUAUCAGUCCACUGAUGAACGAAGGCCCCCCUACUCGCAAUGCUUUACCAACAUGUCAGUGCGGUUUGUGAAACUACACGUACAGCAUUAGAUAUAUAUUUUUUACACUGCUGUGUGAGAUAUGGAGCCAUCCCUUUCACAGUAUUGAAUCCCCAUCUUCUGCAGGGUAUUAAAUAGUGUAAAAGUGAUGGCUUUAAUACGUGUAUAUGGGUGACACAUACCUGUCAACCCCUUAUCAGUGCCUACCUUAUUACCGACCAAUUCAGACCUUAUUGCUCACCCCGUGCCCUUAUAAAUCUCAACGUUCAUCCUACAAAGUCCCAUCACAAGGGAUA